Molecule: messenger RNA, 7164 nt
Organism: Nyctereutes procyonoides (raccoon dog)
Lineage: Eukaryota; Metazoa; Chordata; Mammalia; Carnivora; Canidae
Gene: XKRX
Product: XK related X-linked
Exons: 3
Coding region: 1142-2491 (449 amino acids)
Cellular component (GO): membrane
Source: RefSeq, a predicted model, not a curated record
UGUGGCUUCCUCUGGGAUCCUGGGGUCGUGGUGAGAAGCCAUUCCGGAGGCUAGCCCAAGCUUCUUUGUGUGGCGCCUCUCCCCCGCCCCCCCCCGCCCCCACGGAGCAUCUUUGGGCUGCCAGCCUUGGAACCCGCAGGCUGGGUUUGUGUGGCCCCAGCCGUCCCUCCCCUUUCGCCCGCCCCGGUCAUCAGUGCCUUAGUUCCUGAAGCCGCCCGACCUCUCUCGCAGCUGGAACUGCAGGCCGGGGAGGACCCCAGCAGCAGACGACGUCUGCCUUUGCCCUCCCGGGCUGGCGCCCCACACGUCGUGCUUCUCGCUAGCAAAGUUUCUCUGCGGAAAACAAGCCCCUCUAGCUUUCUCUGGAUCCGUAACGCGCGGGCGCGCGCUCUCGGCUCCUCUCCCCCGAGACUGCGCUCCCGGCCGGGGCUGUGCCUUUGCUCCUGCCCCCGGCCGGCGGCUGCCGUGCGGGCGGAGCUUGGGGAAUCCAAGCAGCCGGCUCGAGAACCCUCGCCUCUGCGCGGGUUCUGAGGGAGCAGCGGCGAGCCGGCGAGCUCGUAGCCACAGCCUGACGAUAGCUAGGGGACCUAGGCACCGGAAUGAGCCCCCGAAGGGACGCUCAGGCUCCACCCCCUCUUCUGCCCUGGUUCAGGUUUCGGCAGGGGUGAGAGGGCAUCGUGGUCAGGACUCCUCGGAAGGUGCUGCUGAGUGUUGGUGCCCCGACAGAGGGGCUAACCCCCUUCUUGCGGUGGGGGGGUGGGCAUCCUGCGAAAGGUGAAGCGGCCAAGGAAACAGCUGUGUCCACCCUUUCUCGUGCCUGAAACUGGACUCCAGCCCGAGCGCUAAAAUGCUUGCUUUGGCCCUGUCCAGGUUUCACAGCACGUAUAUUGACGAUUGGAAGCCUGGGCCAAUGAAGAGUCAAGUUCAAAGUGGUACUCCUGGGCUCCCCAUCCCAUACUCCAACAAGUGUAACUGGAAACUAGAAAGAGGGGGUCUCCUGCUCUAACUAGCAGAUCUCCGUUCUGGAAUUGUACUUGACAGCUGUCUUCACCAAUACUUGGACUGCAGUGGCUAUAGGGUUCUCUUGGGGGUGGGUGGGGGUUGCCCUGAAGACCAGACUCAAGCACUCAGAACCUCGACAAUGGACCGAGUUUAUGAAAUUCCGGAGGAGCCUAACGUGGAUCCAAUUUCAUCUCUGGAGGAAGAUGUCAUCCGUGGGGCCAACCCCCGAUUUACCUUUCCAUUUGGCAUCCUCUUCUCCACCUUUUUGUACUGUGGGGAGGCUGCAUCUGCCUUGUACAUGGUUAGAGUCUAUCGAAAGAAUAGUGAAACCUACUGGAUGACAUACACCUUAUCCUUCUUUAUGUUUUCAUCCAUUAUGGUCCAGUUGACCCUCAUUUUUGUUCACAGAGAUCUGGCCAAAGACAAGCCGCUUUCAUUGUUUAUGCAUCUAAUCCUCUUGGGACCUGUUAUCAGAUGUUUGGAGGCCAUGAUUAAGUACCUCACACUGUGGAAGAAAGAGGGGCAGGAGGAGCCCUAUGUCAGCCUCACCCGAAAGAAGAUGCUAAUAAAUGGCGAGGAGGUGCUGAUAGAAUGGGAGGUGGGCCACUCCAUCCGGACCCUGGCCAUGCACCGCAAUGCCUACAAGCGUAUGUCACAGAUCCAAGCCUUCCUGGGCUCAGUGCCCCAGCUGACCUAUCAGCUCUAUGUGACUCUGAUCUCUGCAGAGGUCCCCCUGGGUAGAGCUGUGCUAAUGGUCUUUUCCCUGAUAUCUGUCACCUAUGGGGCUACCCUCUGCAAUAUGUUGGCUAUCCAGAUCAAGUAUGAUGAAUACAAGAUUCGCCUUGGGCCGUUAGAAGUCCUCUGCAUCACCAUCUGGCGGACAUUGGAGAUCACUUCCCGCCUAGUGAUUCUGGUGCUCUUCUCAGCCACCUUGAAAUUGAAAGCUGUGCCCUUCUUAUUGCUCAACUUCCUGAUCAUCCUCUUUGAGCCCUGGGUUAAGUUCUGGAGGAGUGGUGCCCAGAUGCCUAAUAACAUUGAGAAAAAUUUCAGCCGGGUCGGCACCCUGGUGGUGCUGAUUUCCAUUACUGUCCUCUAUGCAGGCAUCAACUUCUCUUGCUGGUCAGCUUUGCAGUUGAAAUUGGCAGACAGGGACCUUGUUGACAAAGGUCAGAACUGGGGACAUAUGGGCCUGCACUAUAGCUUAAGAUUGGUAGAGAAUGUGAUCAUGGUUUUGGUUUUCAAGUUCUGUGGAGUGAAAGUGUUAUUGAAUUACUGUCAUUCCUUGAUUUCUUUGCAGCUAAUCAUUGCUUACCUGAUUUCCAUUGGCUUCAUGCUCCUUUUCUUCCAGUACUUGCACCCGUUGCGCUCACUCUUUACCCACAACGUAGUGGACUACCUCCAUUGUGUCUGCUGCCACCAGCACCCUCGGGGCAGGAUUGAGAACUCAGAACCAUCCUGUGAUGCUGAAGCAAGGCCAAGCAUUGUCUGAUUCUAUCUUCUGGGUAUUUGGGGAUAGGUUGGGGUUUGCCAAGAGCAACUUUGAAAUUGAAGGAGAGGAUGAGGCUCUUAGGUGAGUACUCACUAGGAUAUUUUCUUGAAUUUUCUGGUAAGCCUAUAAGAAGAAAGAACAGCUCCCAAAUAGGUUUUAUGUCCUUAAGAUUGACUGGUCUGUUUGGAAAAGGGGGUAGCUACUAUAUACCAAGAAGGAUCAGAGAUAUGGUGAACACCCCCUCCCACCCAGGGAAGCUGUGGCUGCCCGAGGGGAUAAUUUACCUCCAAGCACCUUAAGCUCUCUGGGUGUGAUCUUGUAGCUCUGCUCAUUUGCUUGAGGCAUUACUGAGUUUUCCUAGGGCUGAGAUGAAGGCCCAGAAUUCCACCAGAGCAUAUCUGGACUGAUUAGAGAGUAUGACAACUUGCUAGUUAUGGGUACCUCCCAGGAACCUGGCUGGUUAAUGUGGAAUUGUAACUGUAAGCAUGGCUGGUUGUGGUUUUUUUUUUUUAUUCCAAUGAGAAACUCUGGUUUAAGAAGAAAACCCCCACUAUUAAAAGAGCUGCUCCCCAAACAAGUUAGCUUUCCAUUAGGGUUUUACUAGUGAUCUUUCAUCAAAGACCUCUCUUUUCAAGCAGCCCUUCAUAGGCACACUCUGAGGAGGGAGUGCUGACUAGGAUUCCUUCAGGGCAUAAGCCAGAAUGACUCUUUCUCAGGGACCUGCAUGGGCACCAGCUUGUGGAAUGGAGUGGUUGAGGAAAAUCUCUCACUUAAUGCCUCAUUAUCAGGAAUUCCCUCCAACCUGGUUUUUCUGUGCUCUUGACAUUUGACUACUUGAUAUAGAUUGCAGAGAGGCUGAACUGUAAUUGAAAAUGUUUCUAAUGUAAGGAAGAAAUGAAGAUUGCUUUGCAUCUCCUACUAUUCUGAGUAUUUUGCUGGGUUUUUUUUUAGGGGAGAGAGAAGGUAAUAAUAGCUGGAAUAUUACCUUCAUGCUGUUUGGGGUUUGGAUGGCAGCUACUACUACUACUACUACUACUACUACUACUACUAGGGAAACGAGAUCACAUUAACUCAUCAUUGGUACUGGUUUUUGCCUACAGGAUUUUAUUUUGCAAUAAGGAAUGUUUAUCAACCUUCUGCUCAUUCUCAUACCCCCAGUGGAUGAAUACAUAUCUCCUUUUUUCAUGUAUCUCAUAUCAGUUGGGCAUUUUGAUGGGGAUGUCAGCUAGAUGCCUCCAAGGUAACCAAGGAAUUGAGGUUAGGAGGGCCACUGCCACCUGGGACCCAGUAUCUCAGUAUUUGAGAAUUCCUAGUAGCAUGUAUCAACUGUUGCUACCGCAAGGUUUUGAGAAAUUGUGAACAAUCUGACCUAAAGCUUCUCAUCCCCAUGUGAUGCCCACCUAAAGAUCACAUUACUCUUGAGAUCACAUUAAGAAUUUUAGCCAUUUCCCUUCCUCUUAUCCAGUGUCACGACUUUAUGGUAGAGGUAUUCCCUCUUUUUAAGUAGCGGGGCUCUUAGCCAGAAUGGUCCUAUUUCCUGGUAUGUCUAGUGUGGGUUUUCCCAUCUUCAACCGUUGUUUGGGGCUAAAAGGAUUGGAUAAUUGAUUUGGGGAAGAGUAAAAUGACUCGCUUUGGAGCAGUGAAUAUUUUCUUUUCCAGUCCAACUCCCUCAUUUUAUCUUUGAUGAUGAGACUUAGCUUGAUGUCAUAAAAAGCUCAUACUCUUGUCUUCUGACUAUGUAAUUUAAGGUGAAUUUGAAUGAAUCUAUUAGGCCUCCAGAAGAACACACUGUCUCUUGGAAUUCAAGCAAUAAUUUCUCCCUAGUGGUUAAUAUGCCCUUCUAUUAAAAUCAGAAGCAGCGUGGAACUGUAAUUUAGUCCGUAAAAGGCAUGUGAAUCAGCUUACUUAAGGUACAGGUGUGAUGAGAACACAGUGACACAUACCAAGCCAAGCAGGCCAAUUAGAGCUAGAGUGGAGAUACACAGGGCAGAAACCAUGUGCCUUGGCACUAGACCGGGUGUAUUUUUCCCCCCACAUAGCCUCCCCAGCCUCCAUGACUUAAUAUCUCUGGAAUGCAAGGAGUUCAGGGUGAGGGGUAUGGAGCAACUUGGGACCUGAAAAACCUGCUGCCCUUUCCCUAGGAGAAGAGAGUCUAGCCAUACCUUAUGCAAAUGAACUCUAACCUCCUCUAGGUGGUGGCCUUCCUGUUGCACAGCAGUAUUCUAAAUACACAGGAAAAGGAGAAAUUUCAAAAUACGAUGGUAGGGCAAGGGAAGUGCUCCUAUCUGCAUACACCUCUUUAACUGCUCUCUUUUUUGCACUUUGAAAUCUUAAAGCGACACAGGGUACUUGUGUAGGGGCAAGUCUUAGUGGGAGAGGAGGCAGAGAUGGGGCCAGCAAAUGGGUCUUGGAAAUGGAAGGCAGAACCAUGAAGUUUGGGGGAAAGAGAGGCUGAUGUAGCAACAGCUUUUUUUCAUAUUAUUGGAAAUUCGGUAGGCUAAGUAUGGGCAAAUGGACCUGUUAAGGAAAUGUAUUAAAUAAACUAAUAGUUGUCAGUUUCAUUUGUUCCACAAAUACUUUGAAGGCUAUGGGGCAUAGAACUGUGAGGCACUGUAGGAGAAUUAAAUAAUAUCUAAUAUUUAUAAGCAUUUACUGUAUGUCUGGCAUGGGUGCUUUAUAUGCACUAUAUCUUUCAUUCAGUCCUCAAAACAACCCUCAUGAGGUUGGUACUAUUAAUCCUUCAUUUUACAGAUGAAGAUUCUAAGGCCUAGAAAAGGGAAGUGACCUGCCCAAAGCCACAGGUCAUAUCAGAGCCAGGAUUCAGUUUUAGGCACUCAGGCUCCAGAGCUUCCACUCUUAAUCAUGACACAAGCCUCUAAAUCCUCUUAGGUCCUUUGUGGAAUUAUUUUAAUAUGUUAGCGGUUCCAGGAAUAUUUUCUGGGCUAUCGUUGGGUUCAUCUCAAGCAUUCUUACAAACACUCGUAAUCAAGAGGCAUCACUCAACUUACCCUAGAGGAAAAAGGUCAAGUCCUAAAAGGCCUGGAAUGAAAUUGAGUAUGUGUUCACAUGUAUUUAUAUGUACUUAUAUUUAUGUUCACAUGUAGUUACAUACAGGGAGUGGGAGAGUAGGGUGAGGGAUAGUGGUAGAUGGACCCAUUUCCUUUCUAAUUUCAGGAUUUUGUUUCCUGUGUGUUCUUAAACCUUCUAGACCCUGUCGUGGUAAUAAAACUGGAGGGAGCAAUUAGUACUUAGGUUUGUAGGACUCUCCACCACCUCAAACAACCAAUCACAGCAGGGGAGUGCUGAAGCCCACUCUCUUAUACUUCGUCUUAGCAACAUUGUCCUUAUACCUGCUGAGAAGCUGACUCCUAGUUCUGAAGCAGGCCAGGGGAUAUGAAUGUUGAAGAAUAAUGCCCCUCCCUCAGCUGUCACAGUCCUGAGAGCCUAAGUCAAAUUUCAGUGCUCUCUCAGCUAGCCUGCUCCCGCCUACACCUCACAAGGUCAUGGUCAUCAGCUUUCAGAGUUGCUUGCUACUUCCAGGGUAAAGGUGGUGUGAGCAGCUGAAGGGUAGAACAUCCCACCAGGACAUUCCAUCUAAACCCGUGGAGUUCUGGGAUGCCUGGCUGGCUCAGUCCAUGGAGUGUUGCAAUUCUUGAUCUCAGGGAUGUAAAUUUGAGCCCCACAUUUGGUGUAGAGAUUAUUUAAAAAUAAAAUCUUAAAAAAAACCCACAAAACCUGUGGAGUUCUGUUUCUGAAAAGCCGUAUGCAUAAAAGCAGAUGCCUUGGGGCCCUCCAAAAGAUUUACCUACCCAAGAGUGGGAAUCCUCAUUCUUUGAAACUUUUGCUAUUAGCCUUUAUUACUGUCUUAAGGGGAUACACAUGUCCAUAAUCUUAUGCCUUUUCUCUUGGAGGGUUAGCACCGUUAGUCAUACACUUUAGUCACAGACUUUAGAACCUCUGGUGUGCUCAGUGAAAGUAUGAUAUGAAUCUUGACAAUAAAGCAUGUGAAACUUUCCCAUGUGAAACUGGGAAGUAGCAAGGCUGACCUGUGUGAGCUAAGGGAACUAAAUGUGAAAACAAUACACUUUCAUGUAUGGAGAUAAUAACAUCUGAAGAGCACGGUAUUAUAUUCAAGGCACAUUGACACAUAUUAGCUCUGUUACCAUUGUAUCAUUCAUUUUGGGGACAAGCCCUCUGAGUUGUACAUGUGAAUUUGCAUUGUUCUAACCUUUAAUUUAUUAAAACAGUUGUUAAACUCAUUUUGUGCCAAGGAAAAGCUAAAUGGAUAUUUCAGAGUGCUCUAUAGAUGCUGAAAGGCUCAAAUGUGAAUCCCAGAUAUUGAAUUUAAGUGAUAUUGGAGAUAAAUAGGCACUGGUUCUCAUCACUGGCAUGAGAGUACAAUAUUGGUGCAAAUUUUUGGAAGCCAAUCUGUCAAUAUUUGUUAAAAUUAAUCAGGCAUACUUUCUGCCUCCAAAUUUUAACCUCUAGGAAUUUUUCCUAUGGCAACCUGGCCACACUUGUGCAAAGAGAUAUGUACAGGAAUGUUCAUUACAGCACUGUUUAUAACAGUGAAAAAUUGGUAACAACUUAAAUUUCCAUCUGUAAGAAAAUGAUUAAAUUCUGUCAAUUCUAUAAUUGGAAUACUGUCCAGCCAUUAAAAGAUGUAUGCACCA